Striga hermonthica is the source of this 1209-nucleotide messenger RNA. The record is from the annotation of a GenBank genome assembly. NCBI's taxonomy places the organism in Eukaryota, Viridiplantae, Streptophyta, Magnoliopsida, Lamiales, Orobanchaceae.
AUGGCUUGUUCUUUGUCCACCAAGAGUUUCACAUCUUUAAAACCUAUGACCAUUUUGGGUGAUAAUUCUCAGUCGCUUCGAUCCCAGUUUGCUUCUUUCCCCCAAAACAAACCAAUUUUCUUGAAAUCCAGUUUUUCGUCUACAAGAGUGCCCAGAAAAUUUAGCGUAAAAUCAGUGGCUGCUCCAACAGAAUCAGUUGCUGGCUUUGAUGAAAUGGUGUCUGGAACUCAACGUAAAUAUUACAUGCUCGGAGGAAAAGGAGGUGUCGGGAAAACUAGCUGUGCUGCUUCACUUGCUGUCAAGUUUGCAAACAAUGGUCAUCCUACCCUUGUGGUUUCAACUGAUCCUGCACAUUCCUUGAGUGAUUCUUUUGCACAGGAUUUGACUGGGGGGACGCUAAUGCCUGUGGAGGGUCCUUUUUCUCCACUUUUUGCCCUUGAGAUAAAUCCUGAAAAGGCAAGAGAAGAAUUUCGGAGUGCCAGCCAGAAAAACGGUGGAACUGGAGUCAAGGACUUCAUGGAUGGCAUGGGUUUGGGUUUGAUUGCAGACCAGCUUGGAGAAUUAAAGCUUGGUGAGUUGCUGGAUACACCUCCUCCAGGUCUUGAUGAAGCCAUUGCAAUAUCAAAGGUUAUUCAAUUCCUUGAAUCACAAGAGUACAACAUGUUCACUCGGAUAGUGUUUGACACGGCCCCCACGGGCCACACAUUACGACUUUUGUCAUUGCCAGACUUUUUGGAUGCAUCCAUUGGGAAGAUACUGAAGUUAAAGCAGAAGAUAUCUUCAGCUACUUCAGCCAUAAAAUCUGUCUUUGGCCAGGAAGAAAACAGACAAGAUGCUGCUGACAAAUUGGAGAUACUACGGCAAAGAAUGAUAAAAGUCAGAGAGCUUUUUCGUGAUGCAAACUCUACAGAGUUUGUAAUCGUAACAAUUCCUACGGUGAUGGCAAUCAGUGAAUCAUCAAGAUUGUGUUCUUCCUUAAGGAAAGAAAGUGUUCCUGUGAAGAGACUAGUUGUUAACCAAAUCCUUCCCCCAUCUGCCUCUGACUGCAAGUUCUGCGCAAUGAAGAGGAAGGAUCAAACGCGAGCUCUCAGCAUGAUCCAAGAUGAUCCAGAGCUUUCAGGUUUGACAAUGAUACAGGCACCUCUUGUUGAUGUGGAAAUCAGGGGUGUUCCAGCUCUGCAGUUUUUAGGGGACAUUGUUUGGAAAUGA